UACCAAAAAUUAUGUGCUUCAUUUCUUGUCAUGGAUAUUUCACCUAUACCAGCUUUUAAUCGUUCACGUUUUCAAGAAUAUUAUUGUCAGACUUUUUCCUUCAAAAAAUGUUGUUUAUUUCUUUUUUCCUUCAUUUUCUUGAUAACCCUUGUAGUAGUGGUAGUUCCUUCCAUAAUUUUCUUAAGCUUGAAGCCCCAAAAGCCCGUUUUCUCAAUCCAAACGUUAAAAGUGCAAUCUUACAAGCUUGACGUUUUAAAUAAUUCAGGCUCCGACGACCUCCUAUUUUCAUCGGUCAUCUCUCUGAUACUGAUUGCGCAAAAUCCUAAUAAAGUUGGCAUAAGGUAUACGUCGACGCGAUUUCAUGUGUUUAAUGAAGGAGUAGUUAUUGGAAUGAUUCAAGUUCCUGCAUUUUAUCAACCUCCUCGUAGUAAUAACUUAACAUUGGAGGCUAGAGUAAUAUUUUAUUGCGUGAACGUUACUCAAAUUUUGUCUAACAUUUCACUGCAACAGAAGAGUUCAACAAAAAGUGUUACGUUGGCAAACAUAUUUGGUGAUGUUUCAACGCAGGUGAAACUUCUCAAAUAUGUCAACUUUCCCAAAGUGAAGUUGGCCGUGGAGUGCGCCAUAAAUAUUGACCAAAACAAUAUUAAACUCAGUAACCAAGUUGUCAACAGCGUGAAAGCAGCAAAAUAUAGUACGAUAUCUCUUCCAAUGAAUAUCACGGGAACUUUCUCCAACAAGUGUUCUGCAUCUAUUUACAUCUAACGCGCUGAUG
Nicotiana attenuata is the source of this 775-nucleotide messenger RNA. RefSeq lists its product as uncharacterized. The record is from RefSeq and is a predicted model, not a curated record. Bases 31 to 765 code for a protein of 244 amino acids. NCBI's taxonomy places the organism in Eukaryota, Viridiplantae, Streptophyta, Magnoliopsida, Solanales, Solanaceae. Gene Ontology annotation, cellular component: plasma membrane. The transcript is spliced from 3 exons.